UUGAACAAAGUGAACAUGUCGCUCGUUAGUGACGAUGAGUGGACCCAGUUUAAGACUACCCAUAACAAGGUAUAUGAAGGCGAUGAAGACCAAAAGCGGCGUUCCUUAUACGAGAAAACUAAGGCGAAAGUCGAGGAGCAUAAUAAAAAGUACGAGAAUGGCGAAGUAACUUGGAAAAUGGGCAUUAACAAUAUGUCGGACUUUACUCCGGAGGAAUAUGCAAAUAGGUGUGGAUCUAGAGCACCCAAAUAAUGAAUCUCAGAUAUUCAGCAUUUGUAUAUACAAUGUACAUGAACUU
This is a messenger RNA of Drosophila arizonae, 298 nucleotides long. RefSeq names its product crammer (gene cer). The record is from RefSeq and is a predicted model, not a curated record. NCBI's taxonomy places the organism in Eukaryota, Metazoa, Arthropoda, Insecta, Diptera, Drosophilidae.